Molecule: messenger RNA, 1281 nt
Organism: Zasmidium cellare ATCC 36951
Lineage: Eukaryota; Fungi; Ascomycota; Dothideomycetes; Mycosphaerellales; Mycosphaerellaceae
Exons: 4
Coding region: 1-1281 (426 amino acids)
Biological process (GO): secondary metabolite biosynthetic process
Molecular function (GO): FAD binding
Source: RefSeq, a predicted model, not a curated record
AUGAGGGCAGACAAGAAGAUUAAGGUCGCCAUCUGUGGCGGUGGUAUCGCUGGCUUGUGUCUUCUCUACGGCUUACUCAAACACGACCAUCUCGACGUCACACUCUACGAAGCGUCUCCCGAAGUCGCUGGAGACGAAGGUGCAGGCGUUGUACUUUCCCCAAAUGCGAUUCGAGCUCUCAGAUCGAUCGCCCAAGAGUUGGUCACGGCCGCGGAGAAUGCAGACAGUGUUUUCGUGUCGGAUCCGAUGGCUACGGCCGUCAUGGGGCGAGAACCAGGCUUUGGCAAUAAAAUCCUAGAUCUGCGGUCUAAGACCGGUGAGCGAGGGUUUCUUUUCCAGCGAUCGAAGUUCAUCCAACAGUUAUUCAAGCUGGUACCACCUAGUGCGUGCAAAACCUCGCACAAGCUCGCUUCGAUAGCGCGUCAAGACGAUGGAACUCUGGACCUGUCUUUCACCGACGGCACGACCACCUCAGUAGAUGUUGUCAUCGGUGGUGAUGGUGUACAUUCUACCGUUCGCAAACAUGUCCUCGAAGAUUUCCCAGACCAGAUUGAACCCUUCUUCAGCAAACAGUACUUCUACGUCACUAUGGCACCAAUGGAGAAGGCUAAGGAGAAGAUGCGAGAUUGGUUCCCCAAGCUGCCCAUUCAGUACGCCUGGUGUGGAGAUCAAGGAUUCCUCAUGCACGAUCCGGCCAAUAGUGGUGAGACGUUACAGGUUCUUGCUGCCGUCCGGACGGAUGAGACAUGGGGAAGUGACCAGUGGACAAAGGAGAAGUCUUUGGAACAGAUGAGAAAGGACCUAGAACCAUUUCGUGAGCUGGGCAAAGCCUGUGGAGAUUUGGUUGCCGAACAAGGUGGCCCUCUACAAGCGCGCUCAGUAUGGGAACACCCUCGUGCAUCAACAUACAAUCGUGGUCAUGCAGCAAUCCUGGGAGAUGCAGCUCAUGCGAUGCAGCCUUGGCAAGCAGCUGGCGCCGGUCAAGCCAUCGAAGACGCCAUGGUCCUCACCACGCUCUUCAGCCAAAUCUCACAGCCCCAAGAUAUCUCUGCCGCCCUCGAAACAUAUUCCUCCGUCCGCGUUGCCCGAACGCAUUAUGCUCAGGACAUGAGUGCAGAGAAUGGCGAUAUCACCAUGAACGUGGGAAAGUUCAAAGGGCUCGAUGCUGCGCAGCUGAAGGAGGCUUUCGAGCUCAGGUGGGAGGAGCUGUGGUAUUUUGAUCUGGAGAAACAUCGCCAGGAUGCGUUAGGAGAGUUUGAGAGGUUGAAAGGCGGGCGGUAG